Messenger RNA from Penicillium diatomitis, 3393 nucleotides. Its product is annotated as GTPase-activating protein. NCBI's taxonomy places the organism in Eukaryota, Fungi, Ascomycota, Eurotiomycetes, Eurotiales, Aspergillaceae. The transcript is spliced from 3 exons. The coding region runs from base 1 to 3393 and encodes 1130 amino acids. The record is from RefSeq and is a predicted model, not a curated record.
AUGAUUUCGCUCUCCUCCUUCGUUCAGAAAGCUUCAUCGUUGAUUGACUCGGCGAACUUCAACCUUCCGUCUCUCUCAUCCAAUGACGACAAUCCCUCCAAGGCCUCCCUCUUUCGCCAGCAGUUUCGUCUUCCUGAUUCGCAGAACCCGUUGCAAGAGAUCACAGCCGAGCUGAUUCUUCCUCUACCGUCCAAUACUUCUUCCGACUCUGCUGAUGGUUCUCGUCGCGUCGACCGGCCUGGGAAUCGCUAUACUGGGCGCUUGCAUCUGAGCGAGCGUUUCAUUUGCUUCUCGACUCAGCCCACCAGUUUCUUGCCGUCAUCCACAUUGAGCGCGUCUACGAGCUGGACCGGGCAAACGCAUGGCACAGGGCCAUCUGGAAAUGGCUUCACUUUGCCAUUAUCCUCCAUCAGAAGGGUGGAACGAUUGCACAGCGCUCGGGAAGUGUUCUCGUUGGCAUUAACAACCUGGAAUGGCAUGCUCAACAAGACACAAGAACCAAACUUCGCUCCUCAACGACUCAUUCUUCAACUCGUUGGAAGCAGGCAAGCAUGUGAGCGGUUCUGUGAUUGCUUGAAGAAGGGUCUACGGGAGGGCAUGAAAGAGGUGGACAACUUGCGAAGCAUCGUGUCAGAUUGUUAUUCGGAAUAUCUGCUCUCAGGAACGAAAGCAAAGGAUGCGACGGAUGGCCAAGGCCGUCAGCCUCCCGAUGCUGGCCUUGGUAUGCUUUUCCGAUAUCCGGGCGAUGCUCGAAAAUUGCGCGACCGAAGCAAGAUGAGACUUUGGGGAGAAUAUUUCCGAGAAAAUGGACGGAAUGCUACACUAGUACGACAACCGACAUUUCACAAACUGAUUCGGGUUGGAUUGCCGAACCGUCUGCGAGGCGAGAUCUGGGAAUUGACGUCCGGCUCCAUGUUUCUUCGAAUACGGUCACCAAAAUUAUAUGCAGAGACGCUUGCCAAAUUCGAUGGCCAAGAGUCAUUAGCUAUUGAUGAAAUCGAGAAAGACCUGAACCGCAGUCUGCCAGAAUACCCAGGUUUCCAGAGCGAAGAGGGUAUUGGCCGCUUACGUCGCGUCCUGACGGCAUAUAGUUGGACCAAUGCUGAGGUUGGCUAUUGCCAAGCUAUGAACAUCGUGGUUGCCGCGCUGCUUAUAUACAUGUCCGAGGCCCAGGCCUUCUUCCUUCUUUCCGUCCUGUGCGAUCGCCUUCUCCCGGGUUACUACUCGACAACAAUGUACGGAACUUUGCUUGACCAAAAGGUCUUCGAGUCCUUGGUGGAGAAGACGAUGCCCGUGCUUUGGGAACAUCUCACCAAAUCAGAUGUCCAACUUUCUGUGGUAUCUCUUCCCUGGUUCCUCUCGCUGUACAUCAAUUCAAUGCCCCUUGUCUUCGCUUUCAGGGUUCUUGAUGUCUUUUUCUUGGAGGGCCCGAAAGUCCUCUUCCAAGUGGGUCUUGCCAUUCUUCGCAUCAAUGGAGAAGAAUUGCUCGAUAUCCAGGACGACGGAUCAUUCAUCUCCAUUUUGAAAUCAUAUUUCUCUCGUCUUGAUGAGUCCGCUCACCCGAGAUCCGAGAAUCCCAAGUUGCGUGCUAUCACUCGAUUCCAAGAGUUGAUGGUGGUCGCAUUCAAAGAGUUUUCAGGCAUCACGCACAGUACCGUCACCGAACAACGUGAGAAGCACAAGAACGCAGUCUUGAACAACAUCGAAAGUUUUGCCAAGCGUACUUCAAUACGCAAUCUGGGGCCUGAAAGUAAGCGGCUGAGCGUGGACGACUUGGGUACAAUUUAUGACAGGUUCUACGAGAUUUUAUAUCACUGGGAACAGCAACAGAAGCUUGCCGACGAAGAGCGUCAACGGAACGAAAAGAAAAAGUCGCAGCGGCAGUCAAUUCUCGGUCCACCAGUGGACAGGCAGGUCGGUCGUGUAGGGUUAGGUCCGAGUCCAACCCACAUGAAUUACGAUGCUUUCCGGGACUUCAUGGCCGCGACGUCAAAAUGGGCCGCGUCCGACUCCCCUGCGCCGCUCAAAAAUGAUCCCUCGACCUCGGGGAGCUGGAGGGGCAAUGCAAAAGCUUCUUUGUGGGCCAACCGGCGGCAAGCUGCCGAUCAUGAGUUCAUGCAACGGCUUUACCGCAAAUGGGCGACAGAUCCCGAUGAGGGGUUGAGCCUUCAAGAUGUGGUCACUGGACUAGCUCGCUUGAAGGGCGCACCUGAUAUUAUGAACAAUAUCAAUUACUUCUUCGGGCUUUACGAUGACUCUGGAAAUGGUCAAGUCGACCGCGAAGGCAUUCUCAAAAUGUCCGAGGCCCUGCUCUUCCUGUCUCGUCGAGGCUUCGAGGGUACCAUCACAGCGACUCCCUCCCAAGACGAGAUCAACAAUCCUCGGGGCAACAAUGACGAGGCUGAACAAAGCAGAUUGACGACCGACGAGAGGUUCCUUGGCAGUGUGAGCGCCUUCAUUCGGCGCUGCUUUGAGUAUGCCGACCCGAGUCAUCCAGACCAUCAAAGAGCUGGCUUCUCGAAGAAGACUGAAGAAGUGACUGAAAAGCUGGAUGCAUUUGCCAUUGGUGACGACGACGAGGAAGAAGAAGAGGAGGAGGAGGAUCUGAUCGACAUCAGUGACGACAAGGAAUCAAAGACAGCCCCUGUAGAAAAGACCUCACCGCAGCCCACCGAAUCAAUUUCACCAAACCGACCCCGAUCCGAGUCUGCAAAUCCAGCCCUCGACCCCAAUAACCCGCUUCACAUCACUCUGCCCACAUUCCGCAUGGUUGUUCUGGCUGACGAAUUACUGGAGCAAUUUUUUGAAUCUUACUUCCCCCAAUCCUUCCAUCUCUCCGACCAUCCUCAUCCCGCAUCUGUCGCCGCAUCGUCAUCGCUUUCUUCUAAUUUGACGACGUUCUCCAAGAUCGGCCGUCCCUCUGCCUCUGUCACUGCUGGCGUGUCAGUUGCUGGAGCCUCAGGUGGUAUUGUUCCACCUGGGAAAGGUCUUCGCGGUGUUUUGGACAACAUCGUCACUGAUGGUAUCCGCAUGGCAGCUGAAGUGAAGAAGCGCAUGGACGACGCUCAGCGCGACCUUGAGCGCAAUGCUCUGGGCCACCGUGACGAAGACGACGACGAGGACGACGAGGAUGAUUAUCCUUCCCGACAAGGCGCGUCUGCCGCCGUGAUGGCUGGCGGCAUUUCCAGCUGGGGUGCUGGUGCAUAUGGACCAGAUCCCGAGCGUCGCAGCGUGCGUGAUGCAGACCGUGAUCUUUUGGAAGGCGCCGAAGCGGACGUGAUCAGCAUACGUCCUACGAAGGACGAAGGGUCUAGUGAGGAUAGUCAUGGCGCUAGGCCGCCCACUGUCCAAGACACGGAGGUUGUUAGCAAGGUCGUGGAGUUUGAAAGUUAG